Mycetomoellerius zeteki is the source of this 948-nucleotide messenger RNA. RefSeq lists its product as uncharacterized. Lineage: Eukaryota; Metazoa; Arthropoda; Insecta; Hymenoptera; Formicidae. The transcript has 4 exons. Bases 296 to 937 code for a protein of 213 amino acids. The record is from RefSeq and is a predicted model, not a curated record.
AUAGGUUUUUCUAAUCAAAUUGCAAUCGCUAACAUUUCUAGCUGUCAAAAUUUUCAGUUAACAGUAUAAAGAUCCUUGUAAAUUCCUCGUCAUACGAACCAAAUAUUAUUUCGGUUACGAAAAUUCUUCACAGAAAAUUUAAUAAUAAAAAUUCAUUAAAAGAUUUAUUUAAAAUUUUCGAGCAUCAAAAAUAAAAGGUAAUGUGACGGAUAUGACAAAAAUUCCAGUGCUUAAAACGGAAAUGGCUCGAUUCUUUUAGAGUUUUUUGUGAAAAAUCACGAAUUAGCUUAACAAAAUGGGACAAACUAUGGGCAGAAUGCCUGAAACGUGGGAAGGUCUCCUGGAAGAGAAAGAUCGUGUUUUACAUUGGAGUUCCGAAGUGUUGGCGAGAGUGCAAGAUAACGUUAGGAACGAAGAUACGUUCUUGAUGGAUUAUGAUGACGACAAAGUUGACGCCAAGAUCGACACGUGGAUUAAAACUAAUCGGACGCGGGUCGACGAGACAUUUAAUAAGUUUCCAAACGCGUCAGCUCAGUUAAAAAAUGUAGUUAACACUGGAAUAGAAAGGCUUAUUGAAGAAAUACGAGCGAAAAUGAGGAAGGAUUAUCAGAAUGCAUACAAUGACAUUAAGAAGUUCAACAAGAAAGUGGAUCAAUUGGGUUCAGAUGAACGAAAAAUUCACGCUGAAAUACAAAAUCUGGAGGCGGAAUGUGCGGGCAACACUCCAAAAUUUCGAAAGAAAUUUGGACCGUUGCGAUUAAAUGUUUUUGACAAUUUAAGAACCGGCGAGAAAAUGAUAUUCCAAGAUAAAAGACUAAAAAGCGAUUUUACGAAAAAAGUUUACGAUAUUGAUCACAAAAACUCUGCCGAGUGCGUGAAACGGAUCGAUAAAUUGCUUAAAGAUUUUGAAAAAAAUGCAGCAAAAGAAGGAAUAUAAAUAAAAUGGCG